UCUGAUGUGGUCAGCAGCUGUUUUACUUUUAUAUGAAUCUUUAUCCAUUGAUUUUUUUACGUGCUGUUUUUUUCAUUACAUUAUCUUCAAAUAUGUGAACAAACACAUUAAUGUAAUAAUAAUACAGACUUUUUUACCAUUAAAUAACAUCAUAACUAUUUAUAGAUAGAAGAUUUUCGUACACCAUGCAGCUUUCACCUUGUUUAUUUUGAAGAAUAGUUAUUAAAAUACCUAAAGAAGAUUUACAUAAUAAUUUUCUAAUUGGUGAAACACAGAAGAAUUGAAAAUGUUUUCAGCAUUCAAACGGUUCGCUGGUAAAUCUGAAGGGAUGACUUCCUCCCCCAGACCAGCGCAUCAGUCUAUGCCUUUUAAUUUGCAAAAAAAAUUUGCAAAAGGUGUCCAAUAUAAUAUGAAAAUAAUUAUUAAGGGUGAUAGAAAUGCUGGAAAAACGUGUCUAUUUCACAGGUUACAAGGUCAAAAGUUUGUUGAAGAGUAUGUGCCCACGGAUGAAAUUCAAGUUGCUAGUAUUCAAUGGAAUUACAAAGCUACAGAUGAUAUUGUAAAAGUUGAAGUGUGGGAUGUUGUGGAUCGUGGUAGGCGCAGGAAGAAAAUGGAAGGUCUCAAAAUGGAUAAUAUUGUGUCUGUUGAAACUAUAUCUGAGGAACCAGCUUUGGAUGCUGAAUUUCUGGAUGUGUACAAGGGAACGAACGGUGUGAUACUCAUGAUGGAUAUCACAAAACAAUGGACUUUUGAUUAUAUUCAAAGAGAACUUCCCAAGAUACCCAGUCACAUUCCAGUCAUUGUUUUGGGAAAUCACUGUGAUAUGUCUCAUCAUAGAACUGUGACUGCAGAUCAUGUUACCUAUUUCAUUGAUUCGCUUGGAGAGAGGACUGCACAAGUGAGAUAUGCUGAAUCUUCAAUGAGAAAUGGUUUUGGUUUGAAAUUGUUGCACAAGUUUUUUAAUCUUCCAUUUUUACAACUACAAAAGGAAACUCUUCUACAGCAAUUGGAAACCAAUAAAGAGGAAACUCUUUUGACGGUUCAAGAGAUAGAUGUAUACCAAGAGAGUGACGAUGCAGAUUACAACAAAUUUUUGGAUUUCCUUGUAAAUAAAAGAAGAGCCGCAGCUGAUUCUGUUUCUGCAACAGCUUUGGUUCCAAAUGUCACGUCGUCUUUGAGUCCUCAUGGCCAAGUUGGACCAACAAAUCAAGGAGUACCUCUGGCAAAAGUUUUGGGUCCCAUUGGUGGUGGCACCCCUAUACCUGUUAAAAAUAUGGAUCCAAAGUUACUUGCCAAAAAAGAAACACCAAUGCAAAGCAGUAACAAUGACGACAAAGUAGAACAAACAAGUAUACCUAGCAGCACGAGUGCUCCGGAAUAUUUAAACAACAGGGGAUCAAUGGGUUUUAGCAAUGACAAAAGAGAACAGCUAAACACUAGGUCGCAGUCUUUUGUUUCAAAAACAGCUCUUAAUAAAACAGAAUCAAGCUUAGAAAAAGAAAAAUCUUUGGAAAACCAUAAGCAUAUCAUUUCUCCAAUUACAAGUGUAGAAGACUUUGUGCCUGAUGAAGGCUAUUUGGAUAAAUCUUUUUUGGAUGACAAUAGUCAGUCAAACUCUCAAGCAAGUCAAAAGAAACAGACAGACUCUGAUAGUGACACAGAAACUGGAAAUCCACUGGUAGCUGGUUUCGAGGAUGACCUGUCAUCAGCAGAUGAGAUGCCGGUUAACGUUCAACCAAAAUUAGUCGAAAAUCCGCUCAGCAAGCAAAAGCAUAGGCAAAGGGAUAAUUCUCUCGGCGCAGAGUCAAUGAAAUUACAAAUUUCAAAACGCGACUCUAUGUCCUCGAUAGAGCGGGAGUUGCAGGUCACCAACCAAUUAUACAUUGACGAUCAGAAUGACGAAAAUUCUGAUGACACCUUUGAUAGCUGGUUAGGUCGAGAUUGCAAAUGGAGACAAAGUCCCGAAGGUGGAGAAGACGUAAGCAGUAACGUCAAUCCAAAGAAAGACAAAAUGGAGCUGAGCGACAAGAGUCUGGACGCGAGUGUAACAAGUUCCAACGUUCACUUGGAAUUACUAGACAGUAGUAGUAUUCGCCAAUUGAGUUCCAACAGUAGCAGUCCAGUUAUGAAAGGAAAGAAAAAGCACAAAGAUAAGACCGAAGAUAAGGAAAAGAAAAAAAAGAAAAAGUCCAAAGAUAAAGAUAAGGAUAAAGAAAAAGAUAAGUCUGACAGGUCUGAAAAAAAAAAACGUAAAUCCAUGAAAAGAGAGGAAAAAAAGAAACGUGACGAAUUGGAAGAAUUUUUGAAUGGGUCAAGUACACACGUAGAUGUUGAUACAGCUUAUGAAGCUAUAUAAUCCAAUGUUUUGUGACCUAUUUGUUGCAAAUAUUAUUUUUCAUUGAAACUUCCAAGUUUUUAAACAAUUGCUUCCAGUAUGCAGUCGGAAAAAGGAUGAAAUUGCGAAAAACCAAUGAUCUCUUUUGCAAAAGACUAUAAUGUUCAACUGUUGCAUUUAAAAUUAGAAAUUAUAUUGCAUUGUUAACACUUUUUUGUAUGAUUUCAUUACAUUGUAUUCAUGCAAAAUAUUUUAACGAAUCUGAGAGUUACGCCGGGAGAUGUUUGUAUGCUUUGUUAGAUAAAAUAAUCUAUUUCUAUAACUAAAUGUGUGAAGUAACGUUGUUGAUUAUAUUAAUAAUAAUUGUAUGUAAUUGUGUAUAUAACAUAAUAUAAGUAUUUUAUUUCAUUUAAAAAAGAACUAAUAAAAAAGCAACAAUUACUUUCGUGCA
Molecule: messenger RNA, 2786 nt
Organism: Copidosoma floridanum
Lineage: Eukaryota; Metazoa; Arthropoda; Insecta; Hymenoptera; Encyrtidae
Product: rab-like protein 6
Cellular component (GO): nucleus; cytosol
Molecular function (GO): GTPase activity; GTP binding
Source: RefSeq, a predicted model, not a curated record